AUGACACAGGCGGAAGCAAAUACACAGCUGGGCUCAGAAGACAUGCGAGUCGUUUGCCCGUGGGACCUGAAUAUGGAGGGUACUGAACGGUACUUGUUGCAGAUCUGUGUCUCUUGCCGACUGGCAUCGGACACACCCAUGCACGCACAUCACAUCUUGACUCAACCAUGUUUCCUCCACGGCGCAAGUUGGGGCUGCAGACGUGUCAUGGCAUACUCAGUAGAGCAGCUCUAA
Messenger RNA from Akanthomyces muscarius, 234 nucleotides. RefSeq lists its product as uncharacterized. The record is from RefSeq and is a predicted model, not a curated record. The coding region runs from base 1 to 234 and encodes 77 amino acids. NCBI's taxonomy places the organism in Eukaryota, Fungi, Ascomycota, Sordariomycetes, Hypocreales, Cordycipitaceae. The transcript is spliced from 6 exons.